Messenger RNA from Aphanomyces astaci, 749 nucleotides. RefSeq lists its product as hypothetical. Bases 66 to 749 code for a protein of 227 amino acids. The transcript is spliced from 3 exons. The record is from RefSeq and is a predicted model, not a curated record. Lineage: Eukaryota; Oomycota; Saprolegniomycetes; Saprolegniales; Verrucalvaceae.
AGGUGGAAAGUCGCCUUGGCUUUUGUCAAGACACUGCUGACUCCACUUCCACGGCAUGUACUCUGAUGUCUAUGCAACCUGCGGCUUCAUUGGUGGAGGAAAAGGCAACUGAGGAGUACUUUCACACAGUGCCAUUAUCACAGCGACAAGGAAUCUCAAUGACCGAUUUGUUCGGCCAUUCGCUUCGCGAAUGCACCAACCCUUCGAGUCCGUUUAGCCCUACCGUCGCAACGAACAUCGUCACACCUUCCGUACCCUGGACGCCGUCACCACAGCGCGAUCUCCAAAAGGACGUGAAGAGAUCCGCAACGAUCAUACGUUCGUGCGAAUCGAACGACGAAUCUCCAGUUCGAGGGCAAACUCAAGGAUUCAAGAAUCGACGCCCUCCUACGCCAGGCUAUGGUUUGCGCGCAUCGUCAAAAUACAUGAACGUGGCCAGCAAUAUUACGAGCGUCCAUGAAGUAAGGUCUCAUUACCCGUCCAAGUCACCAUUACCUCCAAAGACCGCAACAACGAAACAUGCUUCGUCGAAUUCAAGCCCAUUCGCGGUGUACGUUGACAAGCACGACACCAAAUUCUCUACGCCAAGUCCCAAAGGGCGGUCAACAAAGAAGCCACGAACGUCAACUGGAAAGUCCAAGAAAAAACGGCUGUACUCAGAGGCCGACAAGGAAAACGUGAGUCCCAACUCUACCCCAAAGGGAGUCCAUGGCAAGGCUGACAAAAAGCGACUGCGUACAAUGACGUAA